AUGAGCCGCCAUUUCUUACAUUACUGCAGUGAGCCUACUCUGGAUGUGAAGAUUGCCUUUUGUCAGGGAUUUGGGAAACAAGUGGAUGUGUCAUAUAUUGCCAAAUACUACAACAUGAGUAAAAGCAAAGUUGACAACCAGUUCUACAGUGUGGAAGUAGGUGACUCGACCUUCACAGUUCUCAAACGCUACCAGAACUUAAAACCAAUCGGCUCUGGAGCUCAGGGAAUAGUUUGUGCUGCAUAUGAUGCUGUACUGGACAGAAAUGUGGCUAUCAAGAAGCUCAGCAGGCCAUUUCAAAAUCAGACACAUGCUAAGCGGGCGUAUAGGGAGCUAGUUCUCAUGAAGUGUGUGAAUCACAAAAAUAUUAUCAGUUUAUUAAAUGUCUUUACACCACAGAAAUCUCUGGAGGAGUUCCAGGAUGUUUACUUAGUAAUGGAGUUGAUGGAUGCCAAUUUGUGCCAGGUGAUUCAAAUGGAGUUAGAUCACGAGAGAAUGUCUUACCUGCUCUAUCAGAUGCUGUGUGGUAUCAAACACCUUCACUCUGCAGGAAUCAUUCACAGGGAUUUAAAACCAAGUAAUAUUGUGGUAAAAUCAGACUGUACGUUGAAGAUCCUGGAUUUUGGACUGGCCAGGACUGCAGGCACUAGCUUCAUGAUGACACCCUAUGUGGUCACACGCUAUUACAGAGCACCAGAAGUCAUCCUGGGAAUGGGCUACAAGGAGAAUGUUGACAUGUGGUCUGUAGGGUGCAUCUUGGGAGAAAUGAUUAAAGGUGCUGUGUUGUUUCCUGGCACUGAUCAUAUUGACCAGUGGAAUAAGGUGAUUGAACAACUGGGAACUCCCUGUCCAGAAUUUAUGAAGAAACUCCAACCUACAGUGCGGAACUACGUGGAAAACCGGCCCAAAUACGCUGGCCUAACUUUCCCUAAACUUUUCCCAGACUCUCUUUUUCCAGCUGAUUCAGAACACAACAAACUCAAAGCUAGCCAAGCUAGGGACCUUUUAUCAAAGAUGCUAGUGAUUGACCCAGCCAAACGGAUAUCAGUGGAUGAAGCCUUACAACACCCGUACAUCAAUGUCUGGUAUGACCCAGCAGAGGUGGAGGCGCCACCUCCACAGAUCUAUGACAAGCAGUUGGAUGAAAGAGAACACACAAUUGAAGAGUGGAAAGAAUUAAUCUACAAGGAAGUAAUGAAUUCUGAAGAAAAGACUAAAAAUGGCGUAGUAAAAGGACAACCAUCUCCCUCAGGUGCAGCAGUGAACAGCAGCGAAAGCCUCCCUCCCUCCUCAUCUGUCAAUGACAUUUCCUCCAUGUCCACAGACCAGACCUUGGCAUCGGACACUGACAGCAGUUUGGAAGCUUCUGCAGGACCCCUUGGUUGUUGCAGGUGA
This is a messenger RNA of Thamnophis elegans (Western terrestrial garter snake), 1395 nucleotides long. It is a transcript of the gene MAPK10, whose product is annotated as mitogen-activated protein kinase 10. Gene Ontology annotation, cellular component: cytoplasm; nucleus. NCBI's taxonomy places the organism in Eukaryota, Metazoa, Chordata, Lepidosauria, Squamata, Natricidae. The transcript has 12 exons. Gene Ontology annotation, molecular function: JUN kinase activity; ATP binding. The coding region runs from base 1 to 1395 and encodes 464 amino acids. Gene Ontology annotation, biological process: protein phosphorylation; JNK cascade. The record is from RefSeq and is a predicted model, not a curated record.